UUUUGUUGUGAUUUCGUUUAAAUUUAAAGUUUGGUGGUUUGGUGCAGGAAUCGAAGGAAAUCUGAAGUUUUAUAGCAGUUCUCGCUUCUAAAAAUUUGAGGUAUUACAGCUGACGGAAAACAAAACAUAAAUUUGCAGCCAUGGACGAAUACCCAGACCCAGAUGAAGAGUUUGAGUUGAUGUAUGCCCAGGAGAUGGAAGUUAUGAGGGAAAUGGAAGAACACAUUCAAGAAGACAAUGAUGGAGAGAGUAAUCCGAAACGAGCCAAGAAAAGCUUAAGCUUUACAGCCAAGCAAAGUGAACCUGUCAACGAGAAUGAGGAUGCUGCAAACUUGAUGAAUUCCAGCUUGACAGGGACAGAUGAUCAUUCUCAAAACAAUUCGAACAAAACUACAGAUGCGGAGGCGGAGUCCAGGCUGCAAAUAAUUAGAGAAGAAAUCAACCAAAGUUCAUCAAGGAAGAGGAAAGCGGAGGAUUUGUUUGGAGAUAUUGAAGAUAUUGAGCAAGAAGAGUAUUAUGAUUAUGAGUUGGGCACCAAAAAAGAGAAAGACAAAACCGAACAAUACGAAGAUGACAUGAAACUUAUUGCUAGGAUCAGGAAGGAAAGGCAAAAGGCGCUCGCUUUGGGCAAUAUUCUUUCCGGUAAUGGAAAGAGAGAAGAGCCAAUUAAUGACCUUGGAAGCAACUACAUUUCUGCUCGAAUUCCUCAAUACCCGUUUGUCACGAUGCGUAAUUUCAACUCUGAAAAAUUCUACUUGAGACUGAAGUCUGAUGAGUUUUUCGCCAAUGAGGUUUCAAACAUCAGCGUUAAAAAAACCAACUUGCUCCCAACAUCAUUGAACAAUAUUUGGCAAGAAGCACAAACGCUGCUGCAAAAAAUGAAGCACGUUCCAAGCACACAGCAAGAGGAAGAGGAACUUCUGGAAAUGAUGGAUGCUUCCACUGACACACCGCUCAUGAGUGAAAAGCUUUGGGUUGAAAAGUAUCAACCGCGCAGCUACAGAGAGCUUUUGAGUGAUGAGGGCACAAACAAGACUGUAUUGAAGUGGCUGAAAAUGUGGGACUCUGUGGUUUUCAACAAGAAAAUGCCCUCAAGGGAGAACAAACCAGCGCCAAAAAAUCCUGACUGGAAGUUUGGUGGAAAGCGACCGUUUCAGGCGCUGGACGAGGAGUUCGAUUCGCAUGGCAGGCCUAUGCAGAAAAUCGCGUUGCUGUGCGGACCACCUGGACUUGGAAAAACAACUCUGGCCCACAUUCUAGCGAAGCAUGCAGGCUACAAUACUGUGGAGGUGAAUGCGAGUGACGACAGCAGCGCUGACUCAUUCCGGCUGGUCCUCGAAGCUUCUACUCAAAUGAAAUCUGUGAUUGGAGACAGUCCAAGGCCAAACUGCCUUAUUCUGGAUGAAAUCGAUGGAACCCCUGCUUCGACUAUCGACGUAUUGCUCAAGUUCAUCAUGGACAAGGACAUCACCAAGGGCAAGAAGAAGAAAGGUGCCAAACCGCGAAUUCUGCGCAGGCCAAUCAUCUGCAUUUGCAACGAUCCUUACGUGCCUGCCCUGAGGCAACUCAAACAACAGGCCCUCAUCAUCAACUUCCCUCCCACAGCAGCUUCUAGACUUGCUCAGCGACUGAUGGACGUCGCCAAGCAGGAACAGCUGCAAACCGACCUGGGAACUCUGCUCCUUCUCUGUGAUAAAACCGGGAAUGAUAUUCGCUCCUGCCUCUCCUUCCUGCACUUCUUCAAAACUAGAAACAAAGUUGUACGCUUGACUGACGUGCAAAGCGCUUCUGUCGGCCAAAAAGAUAGCCAGAAAGGACUGUUUGCUGUGUGGCAUGAGUUGUUCCAAAUCGUCAAACCGAAAAACUCUAGUGACACUUCUCAGCGCGGAAGAAUGCAUCGAAUUCUGAAAAUUGUUCAAAAUUACGGGGAGUAUGAGUUCUUGUCCCAAGGCGUAUUUGAAAACUUCUUGCACAUGAAAACAAGAGAAACUGGCUUGAGAAGUAUUGUGUACGGCUCGUCAUGGUUCUGCCAAUUCGACUUGUUCAAUGCCAUGAUCAAGCAGCAGCAAAACUACGCACUGAUGCCGUACUUGCCCUACUGCUUCACCAUGUGGCACCUGCUCUACGCCAGCCUGUCCUGGCCCAAAAUCAGCUUCCCGUCCAAACACAUUGAGGCCAAAAACAAGACGAGCCAGACCGUGUCGACGCUGGCGUCACUCAUGAAGGGCAUGGAACCUGCCCUCAGGAGCGGAAUCAAAGCCAACGAGCUCCUGUGCGACACUCUCCCUCUGAUGCUGCACAUCAUCGUUCCUAAUCUGAAAGCGGUGAACGCCCAGCUUUUAAGCGCGGAUGAAAAAGUGGAGCUGCAGAGGGUCGUGAACAUCUUUGCCGGUUACAACAUGUCAUUCAUCCAGGAGAGGACCGCUAGCGGAGAAAUGCUCUACAGGCUUGAACCAAAUGUGCCUGAGAUGGUGCAGUUUCCUGACGUGCAGCGAGCGCCAGAGAUGAUUUACGCGGUGAAGCAGCUGGUCGGUCACGAGGUGGAUUCGGAAAAGCUGAGACGUAUCAGCCUCGCCGCUGGAACUCUUGUUCAGGUGCAGGUGCAGAACACGCCGUCCAGGGAGAAAAAAUCGCAAGCCAAAGCCGUCGCAGCCGUGCCCAACCAUUUGCAGACGCUAAGUCCUCAGAUUUUGAGAAAGGGACCGCUCAAGCCAGGACUGAAAAACUGGCUGAACAUCGCAAAGUCUACACCAACGCCUUCGCAAAUUGCCGAGGAAAUGAGGGCACUGCCGAAGAACGAGUUGAAAGAAAUUUCAUUUGUGUACAAAGAAGGCUACAGCAACGCUGUGCGGAAACCAAUCAAGAUAGCUGAUCUUUUCUAGUGGGAUUUGAGAUAAGUAAACGCUUUGAUUGGUUUUAAAUAUAUUUUUUAUUAUUAAAAUAAUACAACAAUCAUCUUAAUUUACAUGUCAUUCUCGCUGUGAAGAAAAUUGAAUAUAUCUAAUAUAGAAAGAUCUAAAAA
Molecule: messenger RNA, 3022 nt
Organism: Cloeon dipterum
Lineage: Eukaryota; Metazoa; Arthropoda; Insecta; Ephemeroptera; Baetidae
Gene: cutlet
Product: chromosome transmission fidelity protein 18 homolog
Exons: 18
Coding region: 141-2882 (913 amino acids)
Molecular function (GO): ATP binding; ATP hydrolysis activity
Source: RefSeq, a predicted model, not a curated record